Molecule: messenger RNA, 3195 nt
Organism: Drosophila erecta
Lineage: Eukaryota; Metazoa; Arthropoda; Insecta; Diptera; Drosophilidae
Gene: ItgaPS4
Product: integrin alpha-PS4
Exons: 8
Coding region: 1-3195 (1064 amino acids)
Biological process (GO): cell adhesion mediated by integrin; cell-matrix adhesion; cell-cell adhesion
Cellular component (GO): external side of plasma membrane; integrin complex
Molecular function (GO): integrin binding
Source: RefSeq, a predicted model, not a curated record
AUGUAUUGGCUCCUUGUUAUUGUGUUGUUGGCCCUUCAUUCCCAAAUCAAUGCAUAUAAUAUUGCGCCGCAUCCCAAUUUAAGAAUUAAACGUGAACUUAAAUAUGAAGAACAGGAGCGCAGCUCCUAUUUCGGAUUUUCCUUAGUCAUCCGAGGGAAAAGUAUUAUGGUCGCAGCUCCGCGUGCCAAUUCCAGUUUAGAGGCUCAGCGAGGCAUCUUGGAGCCUGGAGUGAUCUUCAGAUGCAGCCUUGAAACCAGUAACUGUUCGUCUUAUGACAUAGAUCCCAAUGGCAACAAGGACGCCGAGCCCAAUGAUGGUCUGCUUGAGGCGAAAGGCAAGGAUUUCCAGUGGAUGGGCGGCGCGAUGGACGGUGGCACCAAGGACUCGGAUAAGUUUGUCGUGUGCGCCCCGCGUUUUUACAGUCCGAAUAAGGGGAUGCUCUAUAUGAAUGGGAUGUGCUAUUUGAUGAUCCACACACCUGAGACUAUCAAUUCUACAAACCGUGAUAGAUUAGUGACAGAAAAAUGGCCACUUAGAAAUGAAAAUAAGCAGAUUAUAAAUGAAGAUUCCUAUUACUACGGUAUGGCUGGACUGGGUCUGAGUGCUCAUCUGUCGGAUGAUAACUCGAAGAUGUUGAUAGGAGCACCGGGAAUCGAUAAGUGGAAGGGAUCAGUGCAUUUAAAGCAGGAAGGGCGCCAUUUUAAAAUUCCAAAUGGAAGACAAAGGCGUGAGAUAAACACUAAACUGAAAUGUAGCGAGUGUAACCCGGAGCCAAAAAUGUGGGGGCAGGAGGAAGACUCAUACUUUGGAUACGCCGUGAGCUCCGGCUUCUUUGAUAGCUCCAACCUGAGCACCCUCCUCUAUGUGGCCACCGCUCCUCAAGGAAAUAACCAUUCUGGCGGCGCCUAUAUCUUUGAUAUCGCUCAGGACAGCAUUAUUAAGCACAAGGAAUUCCGAGGGAAACAUUUUGGCGAAUACUUCGGCUACUCUGUUCUGGCGGAGGAUCUUAAUGGAGACGGGAAAACGGAUCUUAUCAUAUCAGCACCCUUAUAUGCUCUGCGUAAUUCCUACGAUGAUGGGGCCAUUUAUGUGUUCAUCAACCAGGGCGAUUUCAAUUUUAAGGAAACGAUCAUUUAUUCGCCAGCAGAAUGUGGUGGCCGUUUUGGAACUACUCUAUCGCGACUAGGCGAUAUCAAUGAAGACGGUUUCAACGAUGUGGCCGUGGGGGCUCCCUUUGCUGGAAAUGGAUCGGUGUUCAUCUACCUGGGCAGCGAAAAUGGAUUGCGGGAUCAGCCGAGUCAGCGGCUGAACGCUCCCUCCCAGCAAGCCUCCAAGUACGGAUCGCACAUGUUCGGCCACGGGCUGUCCCGCGGCUCCGACAUAGAUGGCAACGGAUUCAACGACUUCGCCAUUGGAGCCCCAAAUGCGGAGGAGGUGUAUCUGUAUCGCGCCUAUCCCGUUGUGAAGAUUAUUGCGACAAUUAAACCCGAAUACAUUAAUCCAGAGCAGGAGAAGGUGAACAUCACCGUCUGCUAUAGACUGAGUACCAAGUCAAAUUCCACAGCAAAAGCGCUACUGGCACAAGAGCUGGACAUUUGGAUUGACAUCGAUACCAAAUCCAAGAUUAGGCGGGCUGUAUUUGAAAAAAAUAACGGCAGCCAGUUGUUUUUUCAAGCAAUGGCAUAUCCCCAAGAGCAAUGCAUGGAAUGGCAAAUUGAAAUGGACAAAAGAGCUAAAUUUCAAAACAUCACCCUGGAGAUGCGGUAUAAGCUGUCGAAAAAUAUUCCUAACAAUGCAGAUUUCUGCAUGGAAUGCGCGGUGGUGGAUCCGGCGGAACCGAAUUUUUUCACGGGGUUCAUUACAUUCAACUCAGGUUGUGCCACCAAGUUUUGUGCCGCUGACUUGAAGCUAAGCAGCAUUAACGAGAGUCGCUCCACGAUGGUCUUGGGUACUGUAGAUGUCCUGCGUCUGACCUACAACAUCACCAACAAUGGAGAGUUCGCCUACCACCCUCAAUUCAACGUGACGAGUUCUGCCAACCUGAGUUUUGCCCAGGUGCCUGGCAACUGCAAGGUCACUGACGCCGUCCUGGUCUGCGACCUUAACCAUGGACAACGUAUGGCCACAGGAGACACCGACUCCCUGACCAUCAGCUUCGAUGUGAGACAACUCAGCGGACAGUUGCUGGAAAUCCAAGCAGAAGUAUUCAGUGCUCGAAACGAUUCUGGUCCCGAGAACAACAUGCUGAAAAACGUGAUAGUUCUGAGGGAAAGAGCCGAAAUCUAUGUCAGCGGUGUUCAGAUGAACGAUCAAAUUGCUCUUAAAGGCGCUCCUUACACAGCUGAGGUUCUCAACAACUACGAGAUCAAGAGCCACGGUCCCAGUACUUUAGAGAACUUGACUGUGUCCCUCAAUAUUCCCGUAGCAUACUUGCAGUCUGGUUCUUCAAAUGUCAUACCUAUCGUUACAUCCAGCCCAAAGAUACAGACCAAGUACGAGUAUAAGCUUCUGCCUAUCGAACUCUACGAUCAAAAUGGUGCACUGACCACGAACUUUGCCAAUUACCUUGAGCAACGUAAGCUGCUCCUUUCCACUGCCCCACAAAAUGAUAGUGCCGAGUAUCUCAGUGGAAACGCGGAUCAGAAUUCGAGCAUAUCGCUGUUGAACGAGGAUCUGCCAGUCACUAACACCCUUGUGCUAAACUGCAGGGAUACCAACGUGACGAUAUGCGUCCAGGUGGAAAUGCGACUGGAAAAAGGGGUACAGCUUAAGCCGGAAGAGCUAAUGAACCUGAAUGUAAGCUUUACCGUGGAUCUCAAGGACGCAGAGGAUAUCUGGGAGUACUUCGUCAUUCAGACCGACAUAAAAGUGCUCAAGAUAGGCGAUCCCACUCUGAGUUCUUUUACAAUACAGAAGAAGAUCGAGUCGAACGUUAUAUGCAAAUAUGCUGAACUGGCCAUUUGGAAAAUCAUUGUGUCCGUGAUCGUUGGCAUUUUGGUGCUUUUGGCCACCACAUAUGCCCUUUAUAAGCGCGGAUUCUUUAAGCGAACCAUUAAAUACGAACUAUCGCAGAUAAUCCGAGAUAGUUUUGAGGACGGUAUUAUAAGGCCAAGCGCAGACGAGAGUCAUAGGGAGGAUUGGAAUAGGGAAUUUGAUGAAAAUUCAGAUACGUAUACGAAUGCGUCCGGUUAUUGA